UUAACAUUUCAAUAGCACGACUGCCACAGUGCCACGACCUACGGGCCACGACUGGUCUUCCUCUGCACUUUAGCACAUUUAGUAUUAACUAUCAGCAGCGGCUCUUGGUCCGUUCACUGAAUCGACUGAUAUUCGAGUUAUUGCGUCGUUCCGUUUAUUAUUAUAUUUUGGUCUACAAAGUGUCCGAAUUGAUCGAGAACGGCGAGUGCUCUGUGAAGCGAGAAGAGUUGGAAUUAAUGUUAUAUUUACACAGCACCGUGUGAUGAAAUAAAGUUUACCUAUAUAGUGUUUGUCGAUCGUACGUCAAAUAUUUCAAAUCUAAAACUAAAAAAUUGGUCAACGAAUAAUGACCAUGUCGAGUUAUAAUCAGUGGGAGGCCCUCCUAAACUCGAUGGACCACGAUAGUCUAGGUGCCAGUAACCUGCUGUAACRAUAUAUCUACCUGUUACAUGAUUAAUAUUGUGUUGGCCAGACAUGGAAUGGGGAUGGGACCCCUUGGAAUCAACCACUGAUGUGAGUGUAUCAGACGACACGUUUAAGGUAGUAAUUCAUCCAAACACUAGUAAAGGUACCGGAGCUGUUCGUGGAGACAUGCCGUUUAUGCCCGGUCAUAUCUACUAUUGGGAGAUCAAAAUGGAAGGUUCGCCUAUGGCCACUGACAUGAUAGUUGGUGUUGGCACAAAAGAUUUCGACUUGGAGAGCUCUGAAAAUGAAUAUACCAGUCUAAUAGGAUCAGAUGAGAAAUCGUGGGGAUAUUCUUUUAGAGGUGUCAAACACCACGGUGGAGAAAGUUUGAUAUAUGGUCAAAGCUAUUUUCGCGGUGAUGCAUUGAUAGGAGUUCGAUUGGAUAUGUGCAGAGGGACAUUGGAAUUUUUCCGUAAUAGAAUUCCAUUAGGUGUGGCUUUUGAAAAACUGAAUAAUAAAAAUCCCCUCUAUCCCAUGGUUUGCUCCACUGCAUGCCGAACUAAUUUCACAAUAAAUUACUGCCAUUCAUUGCCAGUAAAUCUACAACUGUAUUGUUUGCAAGCUCUUGACUCUAAAAAGACUUCAUUAAUACCAUUUGGUAUUUCAAAAAUGCUAAUGGACUCUUGGUGGAUUCCUAAAUCUUAUUCUUCUUAAMAUAACUUAAUAUUUCAUAGUUAUAUUUUAUUUUUUAAGAUAACUUUAUAAUAUUGUUUCUGAGAAAACUUUUAGUAUUUAAGAUAUGUAAACUAUUAAAAAUAAAUAGGUAGUUUUCUACACAAUUUUUUUGCAUAUGUAUGAAUUGUUAUGAAUACAGUGUCUUUACCAAUCUGUCUUAAUUAGUGAUUUAUUAAUAUUAUUACUAUUACUUUUAUUUUAUUUAUUUUAUUAAACAAACAAAAAUUAUUCAUUUGCUUCAGUCAUAGUGAAGAUAAUUUCUUUUUUUAUUUACUUGUGAUAAAUUGUUACUUUCAAAUGAAUGUUUCAAUUAAAUUUGGCUUAAGAAUUAAGUAAGAACGAUGUUACAUUGAAAUUGCAUAAUUUAGAAAAACAAGUUAUCAAUAUAUGUAUUGUUUUAUAUAAGUGCAACUGAUAAUAAAUCACUAAUACAAUUUA
Messenger RNA from Diuraphis noxia (Russian wheat aphid), 1578 nucleotides. RefSeq names its product SPRY domain-containing SOCS box protein 3-like. Gene Ontology annotation, cellular component: SCF ubiquitin ligase complex. Lineage: Eukaryota; Metazoa; Arthropoda; Insecta; Hemiptera; Aphididae. The record is from RefSeq and is a predicted model, not a curated record. Gene Ontology annotation, molecular function: protein binding. Gene Ontology annotation, biological process: proteasome-mediated ubiquitin-dependent protein catabolic process.